CGACUAUGAGUGAGACACUCCAAGUACUCAUGCCGCAACAGUGUGCCACAACCAGUCAAGGCAGCACUUUGGAACAAUUUCGAGCCUUCCGCCAGCCUGGUUUCCGGGCGUGUCAACUUGAUGUACGCCGGUCCCAUGCCUCAAAGCCAAAGACCAAGACUACACAGCGUGCCCUCUUGCUAGCCCUCGCUUCUGCCUGCUGAAGCCAC
Bipolaris maydis ATCC 48331 is the source of this 209-nucleotide messenger RNA. The record is from RefSeq and is a predicted model, not a curated record. NCBI's taxonomy places the organism in Eukaryota, Fungi, Ascomycota, Dothideomycetes, Pleosporales, Pleosporaceae.